This is a messenger RNA of Daktulosphaira vitifoliae (grape phylloxera), 3194 nucleotides long. RefSeq lists its product as uncharacterized. Lineage: Eukaryota; Metazoa; Arthropoda; Insecta; Hemiptera; Phylloxeridae. The transcript has a single exon. The record is from RefSeq and is a predicted model, not a curated record. Bases 134 to 2632 code for a protein of 832 amino acids.
UACAUUUUUUAUCCUUAAAUAAUCCUAACUAAGUAUUCCUAUUUUCAGUGGUGUAAUGUAACAUGUGUAUCACAAAAAGUUUAGUUUUUAACUACUUUUCUGAUGAUAAUCAAAUAAAAUUUCUUUAGUCAAAAUGGAUCCUGAGAAAAGUAAAAUUCUUAAUAAAAUAAUUCCUCUUUUCCCAUCUUUGUCAAACCAAAAUAGCUCAAUUUCUUCAGAAGUAAAUGAAUUAUAUUAUUCAGAUUCAGAAGGAUCAAAGCUACAUAUAAUGCCUCAGUACAACAGUUUUCUCUCUAAUUCAAACUUGAAACAUUUUCAAUCUAAAGAUCUAUUAGCUACAAGUAGUCCUAUAACCAAUAAAAUUUCUUUAAAAACUAAUAAACUCAAUUAUAAAUCAUUUCAUACAACAAAUAAUGAUUACCUAUCUUUUUCUAUAAAUUCUAAUAUAAAGAAUAUUUCUAGUAGUAAAUCCCCUAAAAAAAACUCAAAAUUAUUUGUUCAAAAUAAUAAGUGCUCAUUGUCAACAAUUUCUUUGGUACCAUCUAUGAGUCAAGAAAAUAUCAUUCAAAAUAACUUACAGCCUUCUCUUUGUCAAGUGAUAAAAAAAAAUCCUCAAAUUGAACAUUUUACUCAGUUGAAGAACUGUAAUGUAUCAGAUGAUUUAUCUAAAUGUAAUCUAAUUAAAACUUUAGAUGAUAUUAAAAUAAAUAAACUUGGAAAUGAAAUAUGUCAUAAAGAAGCUUGUAUAACUGAACCAAAAAGAAAUUUUGAAGGAAUAUUGAAUAAAAUUUUUGAAUUACCUGAUAAUAUAUCUAAAGAAGAUCUGGCAAACAUAUCUGGAUAUAAUGAUUUGUAUAGUGCUUUGAGUAACACUAUUAAUAUCAAUCUUGAACAAAAACAAUACAGUACCUCAGCUUUUUCAGUGAACAGUGAUGUACCUCAUAAUAUUUCUACUGAAAGUUCUAAUUAUUUUCAUCUUGCAAAGAAUUUAAAACAAGAAGCUAUUUCAUGUUCUAAAUUCAAAACAUUAAAUUAUGACAUUAUGGAUGAAAAUGAGUGUGCUGAAUUAAUACAAUAUGAAAUAGAUCUAAAAAUGUUUAGUAGUAAUAUUAUUCCGUAUAUGAAUAGUUUGAAAUUUGAUAUCCUGUUUUUGAAAAAUAAACAAAAUUUUAUCCCUUCAAAAAAAGUUUUGAGAGGUGUAGCUUGUACAAAUGAUACUUUGAAAAGUAUAAAAAAUUGUUUGUCAUUAUACAGUUUAGACAACAAUAACAUAGAUACAGAUUUUGUAAAUAAUACUUUUUUAGAUGCAGUUAAAAGUACAUCGGACAAUACAAAUAUUUUUGAACUUAAUGACAUAAGUAAUAAAAUUAAAUAUGUUGAAAAACUUAAAGAACAAUUGAAAUUUUAUUUUGGUUUUGAAAUGUCCAAUAAUCAUAGUAAAAUAACAAUUAAUACUCCUGAUGAAUUAUCAAAACAUUCUACAGAAAUUUUAAAUUGUUCAUCACAAGUAUCUAGCAUAUUAAUGAGAAAUUCUAAUAAUAAAGAAGAGCUACAAAUUUUACAAAACAAUUCUAUUGAGGCUAAAGAUUUAUCAUACCUAUUACCUGUAAAUUAUGAUAACAUUUCCAAUCAAUCCCCAGAACUUCCAAGCAAAGAAAAUUCUAUCUUAAUAGAAUUUGAUAGGGUUAAUAUUAAUGAUAAUCAAAGCUUAAGUACUGUGAAAAAUAGUAGUAGUAAUAAUGUUUCAAAAAGAAAAAUAAGUUUUCUUUCUAAUGAUGAAAAUGAGAAUAAAAAGCGCUAUUCAUUAAGAAGUUUUCCUAAGCAGACCAAUCGUUUUAUUGAAGAAAUUAAAACUAUUACUAUAAAAAAAAGGAAAAAAAAAUUUAAAAAUAAAGAUAAGUUAAUCAUCAUAAAAGGAAUUGGAAAAAAUCAAAAAUUAAUUCAUUAUAGAGCUUAUUCCACUUUAAACCAAAAAGAUAUCAAUAUUAAAAUUAAUAACAAAAAUGCUAAUAAUUCUCUUGAUAUAAUAAAUAAGAAUUCUAAACUUUGUUGUUGUGGUAUUUAUAAAUCUCAAAUUCCUUGUUCCUGGUCUAAACAAUUACAUGCUGAAAUACAUGAUAAUUUACAAAAAAUUUUGUGUAAAGAUAUAUCUCUUAAAAAUGCUAAUCAAGUAAGCAUAAAUGGAUCUAUUUACUUUAUAGUAAAAAUUUGUAAUAGUAACUUAAAUGACAAAAAUAUAAUAAAAACUGUAAGUAAUGUUAGACAAUUUAUAAGUUUAGAAUUAGAUAAUACUAAAAAAAAGAGAACUUUUUCUAAAUCAAACUAUGCAAUAUAUUUGGCUGUGCAUCCUAACUUGACUGUUGUUGGAUAUUUGGAAGUAGAAAAGUUAACUAAAGCUUGUACUCUUAUUAAUGGUAAAUUUACAAAUGAUUUAGUUUCUGUGAAAUUUGGAGUUACAAAAUUAUGGGUAAUGGUAAGUUUUAGAAGAAAUGGAAUUGCUACUAAAUUGCUCCAACAGUUUCAAAAGGAUGAACAACUAAAUUUAAAAGACAUUGCAUUUACUUAUGAUGGACUUAAUGGUCUUAAUUUUAUCAAGAAAUAUUUUUCUAAUGAAUCUAUACAAGUUUAUUAAUGUUUUUUUUUUUAAAUAAAUUUUUGUAAAAUUUCUACUUUUUAUUUAUUUUAACACAAUCGCUUGUUUGUAUUUUAUUUUAUUAUGCAUAAAAUGUCAAUAAGUUUAUAUACAAAUAAAUGUAUUUACUUUUAUCAUUGCAGAGACUUAAGUUUAAUCAGAAUUUAAAAUAUUCAAUCGAAAUUCAUAAGUAAAUUAUUUAUGUGAACUAAUUUUUUUUUUUAAUAUUUGAAAAAAUGUAUAGUUAUAAAAUUAUUAAAAUCACAUGGUACAAAAAAAGUUUUCAAUUUUUAAUUAAUAGAAUUCAGUCAACUUUAUUUUCCUUAGACAUUUUAUUGAAUUAUCUCAUAAAAGGACAUAUCUCAUGUCCUACCUUAUUUUAGCACUCACUCAAUUACAAAAUUUAGCCUCCAUGUAUGAUAAGUUGAUUUAACUUCCUAUUUUUAAUCCAGUAUAAAAAUAUUUGUAUUUAUAAAAACAAAUAGUUUAAAUUCAGGCAUAUUUUAAUUUAUAUUAUUGAAUCUUUUUUUACAUCCAAAUCAAUAUCAAUUAAAAACAGAAC